CUUGCAUGAAAGCGGUCACACUAAUUGACAGACGCCCCGUUCUGCUGAAAAAUUUAUUUUAUUUAAGUUGAAGACAAUCAACAAUGGCUGAUUCGGACGACGAAUACGACCGUAAACGGCGUGACAAAUUCCGAGGGGAGCGCAGCGAAAGUUACCGCACGGAACGCCGAGACGAACGUCGACCUGUGGGCGGAUCAGCUGGAGCUCGGGACGAGUGGGCAGAACGCAAUCCCUUCAGGGGCGGAGCUUCUGCAGGCGGGAGCGGAGGUGCCCGUCAUAGACCGGACUACAGCGACUACCGGGGUCCGGGGCCUAGGCCCCGCUAUGGGUCACCCGGCCGAGAUAUGCCACCCGGUAAAAGAAUGCGCCCUGAUUGGGGUGACGCAGAUGCGCGCCCCAAUCCCCGGUUUGGGGGUUAUGACCCGUAUUUAAUGCAGGCCUGGAGUGACCACUACCAGUCCAUGCACACACCCUAUUCCCACGUGGGGCAUGGCCCACCUUCUCGGGAGCCCGUGAGCGUCGGCGGGGACACACUAACACAGCCGGCUAUGCUGAACCUGAAACAGUUCCUCGACACCCAGGAUGAAAACAUCUCCGACUCAGAGGUGAUGCGCAAGUACACCGAAUACAAGACAGACUUCAAACGCCAGCAGCUAAACGAGUUCUUUGUGGCUCACAAGGACGAGGAAUGGUUUAAAAAUAAAUACCAUCCCGAGGACAGUGUAAGGCGCAGCGAUGAACAACGAGGCUUUCUACAGAGGCGAACUGAUGUUUUUGUGGAGUUGCUAGAGAACGGAGCUAUUGGGGGGGUCAAGGUGGAUUCCUCUCAGGGUGAUGCCCUGAUCCGACUGUUGGACACCUGCGUUAUUAAACUCGAGGGCGGCACUGAUGAGGACCUCAAAGUGCUUGACGAAAAGCCUAAGGAUCCAGUGAUCUAUGAGCGAAAUUCCGAUCCUAUAGACUCUACAAAGUCGGUAGAGGAAACCAUAAAGAGUCCCACUGGGGAAAAGCUGAAUGAAAAAGAUUCGUUGCCAGCAGUUGUAUCUCCACAGCGAAAAAGUCUAAAACCUGUGAAUUCUGACGAGGAGAACUGGGACGAUGAGGAAGCAGAAAAGGUGCUGCCCAAAAAAGAGUUCAAGGAGGAUUCAAAAGAAAUCGAUUUGAGCGCUGUGAACAAACAGUCGGAUACAAAAAAGACAAAGAAACGCAAACGAAAUAGCAGCGAUGACGACAGCUCUUCAUCUGACUCGGAAUCUAGCUCUAGUUCAGAUGAUGAGAAGCUUAAAGAGAAGUACGAUGUGGAAGAAGGCCUUAGAAGCGAGCAAAAAGCCGAGGCAGAAAGGGACAGACAAGAUGCGGCCAAAGCAAAGGAGGCACCAGAAAGUCCUAAACCAGAUGAGGUUAACGAAAAGAAAAUUUCUGAACCUGAAGAUCAAUACCCAAAAAGUAAGACAACCGAGGAUGAUGAAGCAGAAAAGAUACUGGAAACAUCUUCGAUAGCUCUUAAAAAGUCCGCAAAUAAAGACGAAAACGAAACAGAAGAGGGAGAACAAAAGCCUUCUGCUGAUGAAAACAAGGUUGUCGAAGCCGAAACUAUUGACUUGGACAAAAUAAAGGAUGGACAGCCAAGGGCCUUGCACCGCACCUCUUCAAUAUUUCUUCGCAACUUGGCCCCCUCCAUUACCAGAGCCGAAAUCGAGGCUGUGUGCAACCGUUUUAACGGCUUUCUGAGGGUGGCUAUCGCAGAUCCUUUGGCAGAGCGCCGUUGGUAUCGCCGAGGAUGGAUAACAUUUAUGCGCUACGUUAACAUCAAAGAGAUUUGUUGGGGUCUGAAUAAUCAGCGUCUACGAGAUUGUGAAAUGGGAGCUAUAGUCAAUCGAGACUUGAGUCGGCGGGUACGCCCAGCCAAUGGCAUAACUGCCCACAAGCAAGUGGUGCGAUCCGACAUUAAGCUAUGCGCUAAAAUCGCUCUGAAUCUGGACGAGAAGUUCAGGCUUUGGACGUCAGCUACAGAUGGGUCGAAUGCAAACUGUACGAGUGAAUCCUCAGGGAAUGGGAGCGGCUCUACAUAUGGCUUUAAUUCGAAAAAUCCUGUAUUGCAAAACAUUACCGAUUAUCUCAUCGAAGAGGCGUCGGCCGAGGAAGAAGAGCUUCUCGGCCUCACCGGUGAAAAUAAGGACAGUGAGGGAGAACCCAUAGAGCGGGACGAGCAAUUAAUAACCGUGUUGGACCGCUUGGUUUUGUACUUGCGAAUUGUGCACUCCGUAGACUAUUACAACCACUGCGAAUAUCCAUACGAGGACGAGAUGCCAAACCGCUGUGGCAUUAUCCAUGCCCGAGGUCCAGCUCCCGUUCGGGUUACCAGUAACGAUAUUCAGGAGUACAUCAAGACGUACGAGAGCAAAUUGCAACAGUUUCUUACGAAGAUAGAGUUACUAAGCGAUGAAGAGAUAAAGGACCUUGGAGCCAAGGACGCCGAGACUGAGGUGGAAAAGUUUGUGCAGGCUAACACUCAGGAGCUGGCGAAAGACAAGUGGUUGUGCCCAUUAUCGGGCAAAAAGUUUAAGGGUCCCGAGUUCAUCCGCAAGCACAUCUUUAACAAGCACGAGGAGAAGGUCGACGAAGUACGAAAGGAGGUGCAGUACUUUAACAACUACCUGCGCGAUCCCAAGCGCCCACAGUUGCCAGAGCAUCCAGGCAGCUCCAAGCGCUUAGAAUCGGAGUCUGCCCGAGGAGGCGGAGGAGGCUACCGCCCGCCAAUGUACUCACCCUUUUCGGCAAUGCCUUACGGUUUUGGGACACUCAUGAUGGGGGGUCGUGGAGGACGCAAUUUCCCUCCCGUUCGCAGAGAAUUGCCUUUGGAACACCAGCGCCGGCUUAUCGGUUACCAUGAUUUGGAUGCGCCUGCCAAUUCCGAUAUGUUUGACUAAUUGAUUAGCACAAUACUAAUGAAUAUAAGCCAUCUCGAUGCAGCUUUUAUCGUUUGGCGAGGUUGGCUCAAGUUUUAAAAGCAAUUCAAGCAAUGCAUAUAAAUAUGGUUUAUAUACGUCUACUGAUAUCCGUUUUCCUGUACAAUACUAUGCCAAUUGUAUUUAAUAAUCCGAUAAAUAACGUUGCUAACUUUCAUUUUCCCGAAAUAAAUGCGAAUUCAUAGCCUAAAAAACUGUAA
Drosophila eugracilis is the source of this 3169-nucleotide messenger RNA. It is a transcript of the gene Ars2, whose product is annotated as serrate RNA effector molecule homolog. The record is from RefSeq and is a predicted model, not a curated record. The transcript is spliced from 8 exons. Gene Ontology annotation, biological process: primary miRNA processing; mRNA processing. Gene Ontology annotation, cellular component: nuclear body. Lineage: Eukaryota; Metazoa; Arthropoda; Insecta; Diptera; Drosophilidae. The coding region runs from base 84 to 2930 and encodes 948 amino acids.